Molecule: messenger RNA, 1931 nt
Organism: Nylanderia fulva
Lineage: Eukaryota; Metazoa; Arthropoda; Insecta; Hymenoptera; Formicidae
Source: RefSeq, a predicted model, not a curated record
UCUUAUUUCAAUCUUUAAUCCAGAAAUAUCUUUAGUCAAAAAAUAAUAGUUAUAUCCCGACAAACACAAUUCUAUGUCGUAUUCUCUUUGAAUUAUGAAUUUUCAAGAUUACCGGUCAGCCUUCUCUCAUUAGUCUGUAUAAUAAAUAAUAACGUGUUCCCCUUACCUCUUCAAUUUAUGAUAUUCAAUAUAACUUUCUAAAUGUAUAUUAUUAUCCGUUUAUAAAAAUAAUACCCUCUUUAAAACAAUUAUACGCUCUUAAAUAUUUGAAACGUCAAGUUAAAACACGCUCGAAUAUAUCAGUACAUGGAGCAAGGUCGAUUCUGGCGGUCACCUAUGAAAAGAUAUUCUGAGAAGCAUUUUGCACCAAAAAGAGUACCUCACCCUGAAGUAAAACCUUUGAUUAACUACUAAACGAGCGACCGUGAAGAUUCGCCUUCCUCCGGUUGAAAAAACUGGAGAAUUCCCUAUGUAUCACAAGAACAGGUAUUGAGGGAGCUCUUGUUGAACUCCCUCACGGUGGGAUCGGUACUUUGUGAUUCGAUUGGCGGGAUUGGCCGGUGUUCCACGUGCUUACCGGUGCUCGCCGCGACAAUCGGCGACGAGCAACGCAACAGUGGUCCACCAAGGUGGGAGCAGCAUAUUUUUCAAAUCCGUACCGAUUCAAGUUCCCGCCACUCUUGCAUUGAAGUGUAUACUGCACACACCGUGCGAGGAGUGAGGUGACACACAGGUGGUGGAGAUAGACAAAAGUCAGACGAUCCUAAACAAUCGGCGAAGUGUGAUCGAGCACCUCGCGCUGAUAAGUUUCGGAGAGAUGAACAUUCCUUCAUCGAAAUAGUCGCGACAUUAUCUCAAAAACGUAUACGAUUAUUGGCAAUUGUUGUACAUUCCUCGAAGAUAUAAUAGCGACUAAGAAAGUCCGGAAGAAAAGAAUUUCAACAUCAGCAAGGUCAUUUGCGAGAAGUGACGAAUAUUCGGUCGAUCAAAAAACCCGAAACGCGCAGAAGAAAGUGAAAGGUCGGUCUUUGUACUGAGAUUUAAUUCAGAAGUGCGGAGGGGUGUGUCGAAAUGACAUAUAAUUGACGGGAGUCUGCCCGUCGAAAAUUACAUAGCAUUAGGAAUCGCGCGACGUGCGAGCCGAUUAAUUCCGCAAGCCGUCAUAGAGCUAGAAGCGGAUACUUGUCUUGAUUGUCAACCGCGACACGUCGCAAAUCGCCUAUCCUCGUGAUUAGCAACAACCCGAAAGACUGAACUGUGCCGAAAAUAUGAAGGAUCUCAUGCUAAUUUGGAAUACUUUUUUGUCUUGUCGAAAUUAUCCGUCGAAUGAUGCCAAUUUUGAUUCCGACAGAUCGGGCGAGCAGGAUGAGAAAAAAUUGCCGCGAGUUUCGAGCAACGUUCGAAGAAAAUCCUCGGUGAUGGUGAAUAGAUUUUUUAAUACUGCUCUACCAGUGUAUUCUGAUCCUGAUCGCAAAGGAAGAUGGCCAAAAUAUACCUUCAUGCUGAUAAUUCUGGGCUUGCUCGGUAUUGCAUCCGGUUGCUUCAUACUACUGUUCCACCCCUACGACUUACUUUUUCAAUGGAAAGCGACAUUCAGCGAGGGAGGCGAGAUGUUCGAAUUGUGGCGGAAACCUGAAGCCGACGUUUAUUUAAAAGUUUACCUCUUUAACAUAACAAAUCACGAGGAAUACCUAGAUGGUCGAGAGAGCAAGCUGCGAUUCCAACAAGUUGGUCCUUACGUGUACAAAGAAGUGUUAGAGCAUUCAGAUGUAGUAUUCAAUGACAACGGUACGUUAUCAACGAAAUCAUUGCAUCCACUGAUUUACAUACCGGAAAUGAGCAACGGGACGGAAGAAGAUCUUGUAAUAAUGCCGAAUAUUGCAUUGUUUGUAAGUAACAAAAUAUUAUUUUUAUAAAUUGUAAAUAAUACG